AUGUCUACACACUCUGCAGUUGCGACAGUAGCCAAGAAAGCACGUCUUGGCAUAAUCCAAGUUCCUACUGCUACACCAAUAGAGCAGCAAGUCCGUGUCCGUGUCGAGUGGACAGCUUCUACGCCUUUGGACCUUCAUCAGAACGAUGGCGCUUUGCUCGUGAAACAUCCUCAAAUUCUUGGUGACAGUGUAGCUGGUACAGUAGUCGAAUUGGGGCCAGAUGCUAAGAGACUACAAGUUGGGGAUAAAGUCUUCGGCUUCACCUGGAGGACCCAAGUAGCAAAGGCUCAUCAAGAAUUCUGCACAACGGACGAAUGGCUCUUGGCGAAGUUACCAGACGGUUUCACUCUGGCCGAAGCUGUAACGUUACCCAACAACUUCGUGACAGUAUUCCAUUCCUUCACAGCCGAUCUGGCUCUCGAAAUGCCCUGGCCAAAGAACGAAUCUUAUGUGCCAGGUCAUGUUGAUGUACCAAUAUUAAUCUGGGGUGGCUCCUCGUCCGUCGGCCAGUUCGCCAUCCAGAUUUUGCACUACUACGGCUAUAGGAACAUCCUGACAACGGCGUCUCGAAAGCACCACAAGAAACUACGCAACCUUGGUGCAACCCAAGUAUUCGAUUACAACAAUGCAGAUGUUGUUGCAUGCAUUUCAGACGCUGGUGGUGACGAGGGCAUUCCUUUGAUUUAUGACUGCAUCGGCAGCCAGAGCGGUAGCAUCGCACCAAUCGCCAAGAUCGCGAAACCCAGAUCGAAGGUUGCAAUACUGCUACCGGUGAUAUUGCGCGAUUCAACCGAGACGCAGGAUCCAGAAUAUGAGAUGGAUGUGGGCAAAGUGGCAGAGUGGAGCGAUGGUGUCGACGUCAGGGGCGUGCGAACGCACUUCUACCUAGACAAUGAGUACUUCAAGCACCAUCUUCAGCCCGACAUCAUGCCCGCUAUGUUGAAGACCGGUGUCGUGACACCACAGAAGCAAAGGAUGAUAGAUGGUGCGACACUGCUGGAGAGAGCACAAAAUGCGAUGGACAUGCUGAGACGUAAAGACGUGAGUAUGGAACGACUUGUGUGGCGCGUCAGUGAGACGUAG
Alternaria burnsii is the source of this 1083-nucleotide messenger RNA. RefSeq lists its product as uncharacterized. The transcript has 3 exons. Gene Ontology annotation, molecular function: oxidoreductase activity, acting on NAD(P)H. The record is from RefSeq and is a predicted model, not a curated record. Lineage: Eukaryota; Fungi; Ascomycota; Dothideomycetes; Pleosporales; Pleosporaceae. Bases 1 to 1083 code for a protein of 360 amino acids.